Messenger RNA from Camponotus floridanus (Florida carpenter ant), 4798 nucleotides. RefSeq lists its product as uncharacterized. NCBI's taxonomy places the organism in Eukaryota, Metazoa, Arthropoda, Insecta, Hymenoptera, Formicidae. The record is from RefSeq and is a predicted model, not a curated record. The transcript has 14 exons. Bases 275 to 3895 code for a protein of 1206 amino acids.
AUUUUCACUUGUCAAAGAUGGUCAAUGGCAGCAAUGGCGGCUAAUGGGGGCGUAUGUAUAUGAUACAGUAGUAGACACAUCUUUGUCGAUUUAUCAGAGAAAUCUCGUGUGUGUUACAUCGUAUGCGUUCUGCGUCCGGAAUCUAUCUAUGCGAGGGCGUUACGUCCUCGUAGAGAGAGAAAAAGAAAAAGAAGCAAUUUCGACGACUUGGAAGGACGCAACAGACAUCGGAUCCGCGCUGUUCAUUCACGGAUGUUUACGACUGGCAUGUUAAAUGGAAAAGAACGUGGAAGUGACGGAGGUGACGUCGUCCAGGGAGACUGACACCGGCCUUGCCGCGAAUUCAUCGAUAGGAUCGGGCGACAUUGACACCGAGGUCAAUGAUAAUACGCUGACGAACGAACCGUCACCGCGUCACGACGAUGACGUAAGGAACGACAACGAAAAUGGUAAGAAUGCAGCGGAGGAAAAACGUGGAGAAGGCAUCGCUGCGAACUCGUCGCGAGGAACUAACGCAUCUCAGACUCCCAUAGCCUUCACCAUUGAAUUCGAUAACAACAAAGAAGUGGACACGGCCAAGUACCACAAUCUGUUCGAGAGAUAUAACGCCAGGCACAGGCGGAAUCUCUCCAUGUCCAAGGUAGAAAUAAAAUCAAAGAAGCCAAGCGCUAUAUUAUCUCCAAACUUGGGACAAAAGCAGAAAGUUCCUAGCACUCAUUCGGAAGGUUACUUUAGUAGCGAGGAUGAAACGAAGCGAAAAACUGAUCAAUUAUCAGAAAGACUUAAACAACUAGGUAUGAAGAAUCCUUCGAGAGGAGAUUCUAGCACAAAGAUGUUUGCUAAUGAAAAUGUAGAUCAUCAGAAUAAAUAUUUAAAGACGAGAUCUAACGAUGGUGAAAUACGACGUAAUAUAUGGUCACAAAGCCUCUCCUUGGAAUUCGAAUCCAACGAAAACGAAUAUUGGACGUCUCAAAGAUCCGCAACAAUAAAUGAUUUAAGUCGCGUUCAAAUUAGCAAUUACGACGAUGACGAAAACGAGAAGCAAUACACGAAAAAUAUUGAGUACAUUGCUCACAAGAGCGAAGAAGCAAAUGAUUUCGAAGAUAAUAAAGUAUCUAAUAUGAAUUAUCUCACCGAUGAUUUUAACAUAAGAAACACAAACGAACGAGAGAGUGCUUUGUCGAGCAUCAAUUACGCGAUGAAUCUCGAUGCGAAUGAUUUAGCGGAUACUAAUCUGGAUGUAUUUAAUGUCAGUAAUGUCGAUGCCGCUUCUGAUGGUGCAGUGAGCGAGACUGGAACGUAUACCAUUCAUAAAGAUUAUACCGAUGAGGAAAAAGCGAGAAUGGACAUCGACAAAGUUUUUAGUGUCGGUGUUUUAACGGAAGAUGAAAGCAACGAAGCGUAUGUUCAUAAUUUUAAGAUGAGUAUUUCUCGUGAUAAUAAUACUUGGAUAUCGGAGUGGGCGACUCAAGUAGCAGAGCACAAUUCGUUACCUCCCAUAAUAGGCGGCACGACAGGUCGUACACCACCUCUAAGUCCUACCAAAAUACCAUCCCCGAUUCAUACUAGAUCUCAACGAGGAUUGCGUAAUCGUUAUGAACAUUCCGAUAGUAACGUGAGUACAGAUACGUAUGUGCGAAUAAAAGAAAGAAUCAAUUUAGUUUCAAAUCAACAUCAGAUUAUAGAUUCCGGCGGUGAAUCCGAUGACGAUACCAGCAAUAGUUACAACACGCCGCCCAACAGCUCACAGCGUACACCUGUACAUAGUACCGUAGGUAGACGCGGUAGCUUGUCUGACUCAUUGUUUCGACGAGCGAAUAGCAACGAAAAUAGACGCAGCGUCCGAAAAUACUUAAGUUCAACCAAAUCGAAGACUGCUGAUACUAAUGUAGAAUUAUCGAAUAGCCCGUCCCAAGUCAUGACAACUCUCCGUUUGGAGAGAAGAAGCAACUCUCUUGAUAGGAAAGAGUAUGCUUCAGAUACAACGGAAUCUAAUACGUCCAGAAAGAAUAGUAUGAAAUAUAAAGAAAGUGAUUUCAAGCACACAAAUAGUCCUGUCUUAAGCCGUCUCAGACCACCUAUACCAAAACUGACCAAUAGUCCAAUUCUGAGUCGUAAGGUUGCCGCAACGAAAGUCCUUAAUUCUCCCAUUUUAGAAAGAUCUAAGCUUCUGACAAAGUCAUCAGAAACGAAAAAUAUAGGAUAUUUUACAUGUGUUGAAAACAGUUUGUUUUACAGUCCAUAUAUGCUGAGAAAAUCUAACAGCACUACAAAUUAUCAUGAAAGAACCAGUUAUUUUGAUAAAGACAUAUCUAUUAAAGCGCCUAAUAUGUUACAAAAUAGUCCAGAAUUUCAACGGCAUCUUAAUAUACAGAGAUCAUCAAGUAACGCGAGUAUCAGAAACAUAAGGUCACAGAAUUUUGUGUCACGUCGCAGCAGUUUCAAUAGUAAUGACAUUGACAGAAUAUCAUCGAGAGGAAAAUUUGCUGUUGCUUCUGAUAGUAGCAGCGAAACAGGUGAACAACAAAGAAAAUCUCCUUUGACACCAAUUUCAUCUGGGAUCAAAUUAAAUAGGGCUUUCAGCAUAAGAAGAGCAAGAUUAAAUUGUGAAUCCGACACAACACCGAAUACAACCCCCGAAGAAAGACGUAGAAGAGCGCAGUCGGAAGUAAAGACUGCAACGCCUGCAAAUAAGCAGAAUUAUCAUCGUAGUCGCACAAACAGUGUUGGAGCGCAUAAUAAAGAAUCAUCGAAAAAAUCAGAACCAACGAAGUUCAAAACACCGUCUAUAUCUAGGACUGAUACCGGGAGAUUUAGUAUGAGAGCCCCGAAGCCUAAUCAUUCUUCCAAUAGUCAAAAAACGAAUCAAAAGUCAAGCAAAGAUCACAAAAAAUCUGGUAGAAGUAAUUCCACUCUCACAUCUAAGGAAGUGGAGUUUCAGAAUUGGAAAAGACGGAAAAGUUACGAUCCGAUGAAAGCAGCAGCUGAAGGGAGAAAGAAAUUAAUGGACAACACGAAGAAACAUCACAGUACCGAAGACAGUACCGGGAACCAUGACAAUUCUGUGCUGAGAUCUGCAAGUUUUCACGGUACAGGAGGUGCUCUCUCAUUAGCAAACGACUGGUCAGAUAAUGAAUUAGAUUACCACUACAAGGAUAAUCAAGUACCACCACCUAGCAGUCCACAGCUUGAAGAGAGUGAUAGUGACUUGGAAACUUCAUCUUAUCUCCAAACCACUCAGAAUGUUGUAUCCGCUAUGUCGGCUCGCAUGACGGGAUAUCGUCCUCCGUUGGACUCCGAUAACGAGAGCGACGAAGAUACAAGUCAUAGUCUACGUCAGAAUAUAUUGAAAGGAAUGCGCCAUCCGAGCGACACCGAGAGCAGCGACGAACGACAUGCUAUGGCACAAUCUCCUAUUUCCAGUACUAAAUAUAAUAAAGAAUUUAGUUUGCGUAAUAGAAUAAAAUUGGAUCUCCAAAGAACAAAACCUGCGUCUUCCAAUGUGAACAGAGCCAAAAAUUUAUCACACGAUACUAGCAAAUCUGAGUCUUUUUCUAACGUUACUAGAAUGGAAUCUGGACGAUCUGGCGCGCGAAUUAGUAGAGCUUUGAGUAUGGUGCCUAAAAAUAAAUCAAAGGAACCAAGAAAGCCCCCAAUGCCAAAUGUACGAGAAGUCGAAAUGCAAAAUUGGAAACGUCGCAAAAGCUAUGAUCCCAUGAAAGCGGCAAUGGAAGGACGAAAAAAAGCGGGCUUGGCAAAGAAAGCUAUCAAUACAAAUCUAUCACCAAGCCAUGUAGCGAGAUCGCAAAGUUUUCACGGAUCAGUAGGAUUAGCAGUCAGCGACUGGAGUGAUGAAGAACCGGUCAUAUCCGCAGAUGAAGCCUCUCUAUAUUAGGAUUGUCUCAGAAUUGUGGGUAAACGAACAACUAGUGUAAUGGUAAUAUAAAAGCCAAUUACAAAAAUUCUUGUAUAUAAAUCGUAAGAAUGGAUAAAUUUUACAGGAUGUUAUGUAUAAGAAAAUGAGCGCUCCUAUAUACCUAUAUUUAAAACGAUUUUAGCGAGAUACAAAUGUAAUUCUACUUGAAAAAUUCUCUUAUAUAAUAUAAAUUUGUAAAAUGAAUCUCGCAUGUUUAUAAAAAUUUCUGAGUUAAAAAAAUGGUGCUUCCCUGUCAAAGGUGAUACUUAAAAAUUAUAUGCUGAGGAUUUUGCUAUAUUAAUGUUAAAACAUCCAAUUGCUUUAUUUAUUUUUUUAUUGUUCAAUUGUAUUUGUAAGGAAAAAGACGUUCUCUUUUUCUUUUCUCAAUUCAAUUUAUAUUUCUCAUUAUAUAUAAAGAGCAAAAUAUUGCCUAGACGUAGUUAAACAGUGUUUUAUAUGGAUAAUGAUAUUAGAGAAAGAGAAAAAAGAAAUAUAUAAAGGAAAAUCUCACAUGCAAGAUGUCCUAAUUAUCAAGUGAAAAGAUGUGCAACGAUAUAUACGAUAUGUACGAUAUCUAUUUAUGUAGAGAGUAUUAAAAAUAUAUCGAGAAAUAUGUGUGUGUCAUUGGUUUAAUUACGAUUGGACCAAUCGCGUAGCGUUUAUGUACAAAUAUUUGUAUCUACAUCGCAUCUUGUUCCAUCGAUGCAGCCAAUUUAUCUAAUUAUAAGAUAUACAUGUCCUCGCAUUAUUCGAAUAAUCUAAGGAGAAUUUUUUUUCAUCAAAAGCAAAAACCUGAGAAAAGUCUUCAUAAAUCUGUAAAUCUUUUUUUGUCGUAUUGAUCAACGUUAUAUGUACAUCAUUGUUUGUAAUUGUCAAUACACA